Molecule: messenger RNA, 861 nt
Organism: Botrytis deweyae
Lineage: Eukaryota; Fungi; Ascomycota; Leotiomycetes; Helotiales; Sclerotiniaceae
Exons: 1
Coding region: 1-861 (286 amino acids)
Source: RefSeq, a predicted model, not a curated record
AUGGACGAAGAUAGCACGAUGAGUAUUGUAUCCCUUUUGAUACUCGGAUCAAGCAUUCUUGUCCAAGCAGGACUCGCCACUUGGUCGUUCAUCAUGACCAAAAUACCGACCUGGAGUUCCAGCCCACUCGAUGCGACUUUUACCUGCCUCGAAGCAUCAACCACACACCCUUUGUAUAGGAACCAAAAGCGGUGCAUGAAAUCCGUCCAUGAUCGUCACACGAUUUCGGACCCUUGCAUCCCAAAGAAAAAACAAGGAUCUAUGUUGACUGUCCAUAGUGACGUGAAAUGGGUAUUGGGAUUGAUGUGGGCAAUUGUACCACUCGGAUUAUGUUGGUUCGGGGUCGUGCUUCAUUUAGGUUACCCCAACACUUUAGCACAAUGCUCCUGGAAUCUACUGCCUUCUGUAGAAAAUUUUCUCUGCGUAAAAUAUGCUAUGUGGACCAAUGACGGCACUAGUUACCAAGUGCACCUUGCGACCAUCCUAAUGGUAUCAGCUUUCCAAGCCCCACUUACUAUCGGGCUUCACUGUGCAGAACUCCUUUGUAAUCUAUCUCGCGAUGAGAGAAUUUUCCGCCAGGCAACAUUUUCAAGAGGCACUAACCCACGCUACAACAGCAUAUCAGCGGCAUUGAAGAGUUGGGAGACGAUAUUAUUGUCCCUGUUCAAGGCCUUCAUUCAUUGGAUGUUCGGUUUGAGCGUCAACAGUUACAUGUCACCUGGACUAAUCAUGUUUACCAUACAAAUAUUCUAUUGCAACCAUCUGUGCCUUGCUACUUGCGCUUUUUGCAACCUACAUCAGUCUUCGACGACCAUGUGGCCCACUACCAGCAACAUACGGACACCUUCAGACAAUAGCUGA